Messenger RNA from Salmo salar (Atlantic salmon), 3071 nucleotides. The record is from RefSeq and is a predicted model, not a curated record. Lineage: Eukaryota; Metazoa; Chordata; Actinopteri; Salmoniformes; Salmonidae.
UAUACAAAAUCUAUUUUCUAGGUAAAUAAAUAUGCCAAGGAGCUGCUGGCUGCUAUGAGCUCUGGGAUGGAGGAGAAGGACGACCCUGGGAAACGCAUCACUCUGGAGGCCAUGUCGGGCCUGUCCAAGGUGCUCCUCUACCUGGACAAGAAGAACGUCCAGCUGCUGGUUGUCUACAUCUUCAUGAAGAUCAAACCCUUCCUGGAGAGUGAGAAUGAUGAGAUCCGCUGUGCCUCCAUCAUGCUCCUGGGGAACCUGUCUAAGUUUGGUUCAGGAGAGCCUGUGUUCAAGGACCAGAUCCACAACGUACUGGUCAGCCUGCUGCUGCACCUCAGUGACCCCAACCUGCAGGUGGUCAAGGCGUGUAAGUAUGCCAUGCGAGUGUGUGCUCCAGUGGUGGGCUCAGAGCUCAUCACCACUAUGUUCCAGAACCAUCUCCACGAGGACAAGAGUCUGCACUACGGAGAGUUCAUCAACGACCUCACCAAAUAUCUUAUUCAAGACUUCCCUGGCAUGCUCAACUUCUACCACAUCACUGUCAUCCAGUUCUUCAAAAGCAACUGGGCCGAGGUUCGGGCCGGUGCUGCUAUGUUUAUCGGUUUCCUUCUGGGUAAUCUUCCCGAGGAAUUAUUUUCUCACAUCAACAUGGGGAGUGUGACCAAAGGUCUGGUCAUGCUGCUCCAGGACCCAGACCCAGUGGUGAGAGUCAAGGCAGCUGAAGCUAUGGGCCACUUCCAUUGAACAGACACACAUCCUGCCUGCUAUUCAUUACUUCAUUAGCUGUUUUAGAAUUGUUUCUGUUUUCUAAGAAGAUGAUCUGGUACUUUACAUGUUGACAGUGCAACUUGAAUUAGUCCUUGAAAGUAUGAAUUAGUGACCAAAGACUGUACCUCCAUGUAUAGAAAAACAUGCAUAGCACUUUGGAGCAGUAUUAUGAAAUCUGUUGCCAUUUUUGGAAUUUGUCUUCAGAAUGUUGAGUGUGUUAGGUCAAUUGGCCAAUGGGCCUGACCUCCGCUGAGCUUAGUGUUUAGCUGAAUUCCAAAUCGAGCACUAUCCCAUCUUCCCUAGUCACUUCUGUAGACCUGAAGGGAUUAGAAAGGUGUAGGCAAUAUGGUAGUUGGGAUUUGCCUGCUGGAUGGAAUCUCCACCAUAUUGGUUGUAGCUAUCUAUCCUUUUCAGGUCAAGAAAAGGGGCUAGCGGGGAGGGGCUAGGGGUUGAUCUGUAAUUCAGCCUUAUUAUUCUGUCUGUGCUGUGAGCCUCCAGCCUCCAUUCCAUUCACACUAGUCUAGUGGACCACCGAAACACAAGUAGGGCUGGCACUAUUACCCGGUAACCCACGGUUAUGGAUAAAGACCGUAAAAAAUGAAUGUUACGGUUAAGUCUUUCUUCUGCAACAUGGACUCUUAACAUGAUUAAACUUUUUUUGUAAUGUAGAAUGUUCGUUCAAAUGAUGUUAACUGGUGUGGCUCAUGCAAUGGAAUGUACUGUACUUUUUGUAAUGUCUAUUGAGUUGAAUCACCAAAUCACAACACAUAUUUGACUUCCUGCUUUGGUCCUAUGGGUACACUCGCAAUGGCUGCCAGUCCACCCAUUAUGCCAACGUUGAAUGUGGACUCCCGUUCUAUUCAUUCUAUUUCUAUGGCAGCACAUGCAGUCAGGAACGGAGGAGAAAUGUGCAUCUACGUUUAUUCAUUUGUAUUUUUUUGCUAUUUGAACGGUUGUUACGGUGACCGCAGUCAUUUGGCUGACCAAAUUACCGUCCUACAAAGUUCCAUGACCCUCACAGCCCUCCACACAAGGAUGAGCAGUUAUCAGCCACGUCCAAGGAGGCUGUCUGUCAGCAAGGACAGCCCAAAACCAUCCCAUGUACCCGUUCUUACAGUUACUUCUGCUAGGAUUGUCUAACAACAGGACUGCAUCCUAAAACACUGUUGUAGCUUGUUCAGAAAAUGUCUUGUAGGAACAGGAGUUUUCUCCUGACCACAAGACCUCACCAUGGGGGGAAAAACAGGACCUAGUUAUAUAGUUAUACAUUGAGUUUCUACUGGUCAGGGAAAAUGCCUGGGUCACUUUCUUUAGGACCAUGCAAUGGAAAAUGAAUGAGAAAUUUGUGUUGUUGGACAAGUCCAGAUAGUCUCUCCCUGUUUUCAGUCAGUUUUCUUCCGUUUGGUGCCUAAUGAACGUGACCCCUAGUCUUUAUCUGUUCUUCUUUACCCCAGGUACAACAUGUACGCAACCAGGCACUCCCGUGGAGUUGCCACACAGUGCCAAAUAAUCAGACCUGGAUUUAAAUACUAUUUGAUUUAUUUCAAAAAUAGUGUUUACUUUAACCUGCCAGAGGGGCGGGGUUUGCAGUUUUGCCAGCGCUAUUCUAUUGGUUCCAUUGUGCAGGCAGAAUUAAGAACACCUAAAGUACUUGAAAUUAUUUCAAAUAGUAUUUGAACCCAGAUCUGCAAAUAAUAGUUUUACUGGGAAGCUGCAUUAAGAUGGAUGUAAUAACCUUUCCUUUUCAUAUCUCUCCUUGUCUUAUCUCACACGCUUUCUCUUAAAAGAUGGAACGCACUUAACUUUUCCACUCCUACUGUCCUUUUCAUGAGAUUGGGUUAGGGUACCGAUUAUAACAGGUUAUGAGGUCUUAAGCUAUGACAUUCCUGUCAAGUAAGUUUUACGUUGCACUACUUAAUCAGUCUGUCAUUGUACACAGUGAAUUACACAUCCACAUGUUUUUGUUGCGUUACUGAUGGAUAGAGAUGUUUGUAGUAAAGUGCGGUAUAGGCACUAUUUAAUGUGUUGCCUACAUUUGGUAAAAGUCCUGGUACUAAAGUACAGCUGGAUAGUACCUGUGUGUCUGGGGUGUUGAAGGGUUACUGAGGAUGAUGGCUGUUCUGUUGGACCAUUCUUUGUUAAUGUGAUAUUUUAAUGUGACAUCUUUCAAUAAUGGACAUGGAAAAAGUGCACUGUUAUGUAUGCAAACUGUGUCCAUUUAAAAUGGAAACAGGCCUAUGACGAUGAUGAUGGAAAAUAUAUUUUCCAUUUUGGAAAUAAUAAAGUGAUGAUCCAUAGAAAAAUAA